CUUAAAUUUACUGCAAACUUCUCGUUAUUCGCAUAAGAGCAUUUCAUAUUAUUGGAAUCUAUUUAUCAAAUCGUAAGUAAGUUUAGUUACAAUUCCGAAAAUGAUGAGCUGGAGAGACGAGAUGAGCCAAAUGCUUACUGCAUUCGAAUACCAAGCUAAAUCUUCUCUGGGUAACAUUAAACAGGACCUCAAACGAAAUGGUCUCGCACCCAAUGCUGAUUUCAAGCAAUAUUUUUUGCGUGUUUCGUAUGAUCGAAUCAAGAAUGUGUACGAUGAAUUCGAAAUCAGUUUAAUGUUCGAGGAUGCGAACACUUCAGCAACCGAUGAAUAUCCGAAUUUGUUUCACACUCCAAGGUAUGCCAUGAACAAUUCCCAACAAACAACCAAUGACCCAUUUGAAAUCAUUGACUCGAGCGACGAAGAGGAUCAACCAUCAAAAAUGGAACGUGCCAUUCGGUAUAAUGGCCAUGGCAUAUCACAUGAAUUAAAAGAUUAUGUUCAAUUUGACGACAAUAGAAGCUACACCGAAAUGUCUGAUAUGAAAUCAAACGUUUUUGAUUAUCAAGGGGAUGUUUCACAAAACAGAGAUUGGGGUUGGAUUGAAAUGAACAACGCAAUAAAAGCGAAAGAAAUGGAACUGAACGAUGGCAUUCCGAUAGUCGCAAUCGAUGUACACCGUGCUAUGAACAUAACGAGCCAAAACACAUCAACUGAAAUUUUGAGCAAUGCAUCGAGCAACGGUGGUGGUGCCAAAAGAAACAACAUGGCAGGAAAAUCUUUUGGACAUCAAAGAAAACAUGCCGAAUCAAGCUCGACUUCAAAAUCAUUGCAAAAUAAAAAGUCAACUCCAUCAAACCCAAUGGAGACGAAGCGAUUCCAAUGCGAAGUUUGUGAAUAUUCUAGCAAUCGCAAGUGGUGUCUCAAUGUGCACUCGCGUACUCAUACCGGCGAGAAACCAUAUCGAUGCAAUAUAUGCCAAAAAGAAUUCACGCAGCCAAAUAACUUGAAACAGCACAAAGUGACUCACACAAAGGAAUUUUCGUUCCAUUGCCGUGGCUGUUUCAGUGGAUUUUCUCAAAAGGCCGAAAUUGAUGCGCAUGAAAAAUUAU
This is a messenger RNA of Contarinia nasturtii (swede midge), 1109 nucleotides long. RefSeq names its product zinc finger protein 107-like. The annotation marks the transcript as partial. Gene Ontology annotation, molecular function: RNA polymerase II transcription regulatory region sequence-specific DNA binding; DNA-binding transcription factor activity, RNA polymerase II-specific. Gene Ontology annotation, cellular component: nucleus. NCBI's taxonomy places the organism in Eukaryota, Metazoa, Arthropoda, Insecta, Diptera, Cecidomyiidae. The transcript has 3 exons. The record is from RefSeq and is a predicted model, not a curated record. Gene Ontology annotation, biological process: embryonic hindgut morphogenesis; embryo development; regulation of transcription by RNA polymerase II.